Molecule: messenger RNA, 3334 nt
Organism: Salvia splendens (bonfire salvia)
Lineage: Eukaryota; Viridiplantae; Streptophyta; Magnoliopsida; Lamiales; Lamiaceae
Product: zinc finger BED domain-containing protein RICESLEEPER 1
Exons: 5
Coding region: 235-1431 (398 amino acids)
Molecular function (GO): protein dimerization activity; DNA binding
Source: RefSeq, a predicted model, not a curated record
ACACAGUCACUGACAGACAUUCUCCCAAAUCAAUGCAACGCCACCUCUGCUAUAUGCAUAAUUCCAAUUCGGAGAUUUUGUAGUAAAGUUUGCUCGCUUUUUCUCUGAUUUUUUUGACAGAUUUCGGUGGUUUCACGUGAAAUUUGGAUGGAUAAAUCCGAAGUCAGAAUCCUGUUUUUCGUUUAAUUUAUGGAGAGAAUUUGAUUGAUGAGCAAAGGGUAAAGUGGUGAGCUGAUGGAGAUCACAGAAGAAGAAGCAGUGAUUGUCAAUUCCAGUAGAAUGAAGUCUGUUGUAUGGAACGACUUCGACAGAGUUAAAAAAGGCGAAACUUUUGGUGCUAUCUGUCGCCACUGUAAAAGAACGCUCAGCGGGUCGAGUACCAGUGGGACAUCUCAUUUGAGAAACCAUCUGAUCAGGUGUCGUAGACGUUCGAACCAUGAUAUAAGCCAGUUGUUGACGAGGGGAAAGAGGAAGCAAACCACUCUUGCCGUUGCCAACUUUAGUUGUAAUCAAUCUGCGGUGGGGAAUGAGAUGGUAACAGUUGCAAGUGCAAAUUUUGAACAAGGGGUGGAAGUUAGGAAUAUGAAUGUGGGAAGCUUAAAUCUUGAUCAAAGGCGGAGUCAGCUAGAUCUUACGCGUAUGAUUAUAAUGCACGGAUAUCCUUUGGGUAUGGUUGAGGAUCUUGGCUUCAAGACCUUUGUUCAAAACCUCCAGCCAUUGUUUGAUUUUGUGACAGUUAAUGGAAUUGAGGCUGACUGUAUUGAGUUAUAUAAAAGGGAGAAACAAAGAGUCUACGAGGAGUUGGAUAAAUUACCUGGGAAGGUCAGCCUUAGCGCAGAUAGAUUGGCUACAAAUAGAGGCUCGGAUUAUCUUUGCUUGAUAGCACAUUACAUUGAUGAUUCUUGGGAAGUAAAGAAAAAGAUUUUGGACUUUUUUUCAAUUGAUCCUUCUGAAGCGGAAGACAUGCUCUCAGAAUUGAUCAUGACAAGUCUUAGGAAUUGGGAUAUCGAUCGGAAGUUGUUUUCACUGACUAUUGAUAAUCUUGUGACAUACGACAAAAUUGUAUGCAGAAUCAGAGACCAACUCUGUCAGCACAGCUUCCUUAUGUGUGAAGGACAAUUAUUUGAUGUAAGAUGUGCGGCAAGUAUGGUGAAGUUAUUGGUCCAAGAUGUCCUGGAGACGUCACUUGAGAUAACCAACAAAGUGCGGAAAACCAUACAGCACAUUGAAGGUUCUCACGAAACACAAGAAAAGUUCAAUGAAAUAGUACAGUUACUUGGUAUCAAUGGACAAAAAUGGCUGUCCACUGACAAUCCAUUUCAGUGGAAUUCUACAUAUUUGAUGCUCGAAACUGCUUUAGAGUAUAAAGAAGCCUUCCCUCAGCUGCAAGAACAUGAUCCUGGCUUUUCAAUGUGUCCUUCUGGCGUAUAGUGGGAUAGAUUGAGGGGCAUUACGAGCAUCUUGAAAUUCUUUCACGAAGUCUCUAAUGUCUUUGUUGGGCACAAACUUGUCACUGCAAAUUCCUAUUUUGCUGAGAUUUGUGACAUUCAUUUACAGCUGAUAGAAUGGUGCCACAAGUCAGAUGAUUUUAUCAGCUCUUUGGCGUUGAAAUUGAAAUCAAAAUUUGAUGAGUAUUGGAAGAAAUGCAGCUUGAUUAUGGCUAUUGCAGCCAUCUUAGAUCCACGAUUCAAGAUGAAACUGGUGGAGUAUUAUUAUCCCCAAAUCUAUGGUGAUAGUGCUCCUGAUUGCAUAGACAUUGUUUCAAAUUGUAUGAAAGCUCUUUACAGUGGUCAUGCUAGCUAUUCACCUUUAGCUGCUCACGGUCAAAACUCAUCUUCCGAAAGUAAUGGUAGUGUUGUUAAGGACAGGCUUAGUGGAUUCGACAGAUUUCUCCAUGAAACUUCAGCUAGCCAAAACACAAAAUCAAACUUGGACAAAUAUUUAGAGGAACCACUCUUCCCUCGUAGUGCUGAUUUUAGUAUAUUAAACUGGUGGAAAGUUCAUGAACCAAGAUAUCCUGUGCUUUCAAUGAUGGCACGCAACAUAUUGGGGAUUCCAAUAUCAAAAGUUGCACCGGAGUCCCUAUUUGAUAUUGGAGAUAGAGUCCUUCACCAUUCUUGGGGUGCCGAGAAGUCUGAUACUCUGCAAGCUUUGAUGUGUUCUCAAAACUGGAUACGAAAUGAAGUGGAAGAUCCCAAAACUCCGGUGUUUGCUUUACCCGUCGAUGCAACAUGGCAAAUCUAUGGGGUCUGCAUUUGGAAUUGAGGACUCUCAUGGCUUCUAGCGAAUCUACUAAUAUAAUAAGAAACUGUACGGGAGAGGAUGUUGUAAUUUAGAAAAUUGCACAGUGCAGAUCUUCACUAGUUUGUGGGUAACAGAUGAUGGAGACUGGUCAACCAGGUGUUAGACCCAAAUCUAGUGGUCUUGUCUAUUUACUUUGACUGUCUGUUUCUAUGGAAAGAAGAAAAUAUAACACCUAUGGAAAUUAGCAUUCGAUUAUAUAUGGAGGGGUUCUUUGUGUUUCAGCUAUUACCUCCUCUGAAGAUGAAUCUGAUAUUCAAGGAACUGCAUACAUACCAGAUUUUUGUCGGAGUUCUAUAUGCAGGGAGAUAUAUCAAUUUGUUUUGAAUAUGAUCUGUUAAGAAUCUUAAAAUAAGGAGGAUAGCAAUGGUUUCCAAGCAUUUUAACGUUUCGUGGUUCAUGCGUCCCAAUAUUUCUUGGAAAACUGAAGUCCGCGCUGAUGAUUUCCCAUAUUGCUUAACGUAGAGUUCUGAACAGUCCAUCGAUCGAGUUCUUGUUCAUGGAGGUACACAUACAACACUUGACCACGUACAACGGUAUCAGAGACGACAGAAAGGUCAGUGCAUAUAUCUUCCCCCAACCCAACCCCAUGGUUGCUUGAGAAUUAUUGGAGGUAGGCUCAGCACCCAAAGUAGGUACAAUGUUCGUGGGACCUUUCCAAUCCGUUGUUUUCUUGUCUGCUUUCGUUCUUCCGUUUAUGUCAAUACAAGCACUAUGGUUGUGCACAGUUUGAAGAGAGCCCUCCACUCUUAACCUCUAAACACACACACUUUGGUUAUGCUGAAAGAAUAUCCUUUGCCAUUGUGUGGAGAUAUUUGCUCAACGAAGGUGGAAAAGUGGGAGUCUUUUUCUUUUGCAUUAAUAGAAAUUUUGUGUUUUUUCCAUCUUUUGCUAUGGGGAAAAUCCCUUUUAUGUUAAGCAUAACUGUCUCUCUCUUUUCUGACAUAUUUUGUUAGUGCUUUCUUUGUAGUCUUAUGAUUGUAUAGUAUUUGAGUUGAUCAUUUUUAAGAUUCUAUUUUUGCAAAUUUUGAAA